AUGAUGUCAAAAGGUGAGGCAAAAGCAACAUUUUUGCGGCAUGAGGGGUUCCUCGGAGCAUUGGGAGCGUUCCUGAGCUACAAAGGGCAUGGUCUUGAUGGCUUGAUGACCCAUCAGCAAGUGGACUCGCUCCCCAAAAGUGUAUGUUGGAAUGGAGAUGAGCUUCGCAGUUCAGUUUUUGGGAAUCUGAAUGAAAAUGGGAGUAUCGAAUGCAGUGUGCAGCUUAGCAACUGA
Ilex paraguariensis (yerba mate) is the source of this 234-nucleotide messenger RNA. The record is from the annotation of a GenBank genome assembly. Lineage: Eukaryota; Viridiplantae; Streptophyta; Magnoliopsida; Aquifoliales; Aquifoliaceae.